CCCUGCUGUCCUCAGCCAGAGUCUGGGAGUUCUGCAACAGAGACGUCUCUUGUGCCGUCCCAUCUCCUCUGGGAGCAUCCAAGAUGUCCCUCGUGGUAGCCCCCUUCUACCAGAAGAGGCAAAAGCACUUUGACCAGUCCUAUCGAAACAUUCAAACAAGGUACCUCCUGGACCAGUAUGCAUCAAAAAAGAGGACAACCACCCAGUCAGCCUCCCAGAGGUCUCUUACACAGCAGUCCUCUUCCCAGAGAGCUUCCAGUCAGAGCUCGACUCGGGGGACAACCUGCAGAGUCUGUGCAAAACGUAUGAGCACAUCAGAAGAGGAAGAACUUGAAAAUGAAGACAGGUACAGGUCCUUAGCAGCUUCUUAUGGUGAGGCUAAGAGGCAGCGUUUCCUCAAUGAAUUGGCCCAGCUGGAGGAGAAUGUACACCUGGCGCGGUCCCAGGCUCGCGACAAGCUGGACAAGUACUCCCUGGAGCAGAUGGUGGGAGACAAGCUAGCAUGGGAGAGACACUCGUUUGAAGAUCGGAUGAGCAGAGCCCCUGAGAUCCUGGUGCGGCUAAGGUCCCACACCAUCUGGGAGCGGAUGUCUGUGAAGCUCUGCUUCACUGUACAAGGAUUCCCCACACCUGUAGUGCAAUGGUACAAAGACGGCAGUCUGAUCUGCCAGGCCGGUGAACCAGGGAAGUACCGGAUUGAGAGCAAGUAUGGUGUGCACACGCUGGAGAUCAACAGGGCAAACUUUGAGGACACAGCCACCUACUCAGCAGUUGCAACCAAUGCCCACGGACAAGUAUCGACCAAUGCCGCAGUGGUGGUCAGAAGGUACCACGGGGAUGAGGAACCUUUUCAUUCUGUAGGGCUCCCGAUUGGACUGCCGCUGUCGUCCGUGACUCCCUAUACUCACUUUGAUGUCCAAUUUUUGGAGAAAUUCGGGGUGACUUUCAGAAGAGAAGGCGAGACAGUCACACUCAAGUGCACGCUGUUGGUCACACCAGAUCUGAAGAGAGUACAGCCUCGGGCUGAAUGGUACCGGGAUGAUGUGCUGCUGAAAGAGUCCAAGUGGACGAAGAUGUUCUUUGGAGAAGGCCAGGCUUCACUGUCCUUCAGCCACUUGAACAAGGAUGAUGAGGGCCUGUACACUCUGAGGAUUGUGUCCAGGGGUGGAGUCAGCGAUCACAGUGCCUUCCUGUUUGUCAGAGAUGCCGACCCACUGGUCACAGGGGCUCCUGGUGCUCCCAUGGACCUGCAGUGCCAUGAUGCCAACCGAGACUAUGUCAUCGUCACGUGGAAACCACCCAACACCACUACGGAGAGCCCUGUCAUAGGCUACUUUAUAGACAGAUGUGAGGUAGGAACUAACAACUGGGUUCAGUGCAAUGAUGCACCAGUAAAGAUCUGCAAAUACCCGGUCACGGGACUUUUUGAAGGAAGGUCGUAUGUGUUCCGCGUGAGGGCAGUGAAUAACGCAGGUGUUAGCCGGCCUUCCCGGGUGUCCGAUGCUGUGGCUGCCCUCGACCCUGUUGACCUCAGAAGGUUGCAAGCAGUUCAUUUGGAGGGAGAGAAAGAAAUCGUCAUCUGCCAGGAUGAGCUUGAAGGUGAUGUUCAGAUUCCAGGGCCUCCCACUAACGUCCAAGCCUCAGAGGUCAGCAGAAACUAUGUUGUCCUGAGCUGGGACCCCCCUUCUCCCCGCGGCAAGGAGCCUUUGAUGUACUUCAUUGAGAAGUCUGUUGUCGGGAGCGGCAGCUGGCAGCGAGUCAAUGCUCAAACAGCAGUGAGAUCACCUCGAUACGCUGUCUUUGACCUGGCUGAAGGGAAGUCCUAUGUGUUCCGGGUUUUGUCGGCCAAUAAGCAUGGCCUGAGUGACCCAUCGGAGAUGACACCUCCUAUCCAGGCACAGGACAUGAUUGUGGUCCCCUCUGCUCCUGGUCGGGUACUCGCCUCCCGGAACACCAAGACAUCCGUUGUGGUGCAGUGGGAUAGGCCAAAGCACGAAGAGGACCUGUUGGGCUACUAUGUGGACUGCUGUGUGGUGGGGACGAACCUGUGGGAGCCGUGCAACCACAAGCCCAUCGGAUACAACAGGUUCGUGGUACACGGCUUAACCACCGGUGAGCAGUACAUCUUCAGGGUAAAGGCCGUCAACGCUGUGGGCACCAGCGAAAACUCACAGGAGUCGGAGGCCAUUAAGGUCCAGGCAGCCCUCACUGUCCCCUCCUCUCCGUACGGGAUCACCCUUCUCAACUGUGAUGGCCACUCCAUGACCCUCGGCUGGAAGGUGCCUAAAUUUAGCGGUGGCUCAACCAUCCUGGGUUACUACCUGGACAAGCGGGAAGUCCAUCACAAGAACUGGCACGAGGUCAACCCUUCUCCUGUCAAAGAGAGGAUAUUAACGGUGGAGGGCUUGAUGGGAGGCUCAUUGUAUGAGUUCAAAGUCGCUGCUGUCAACCUGGCUGGAAUUGGGCAGCCAUCAGAUCCCAGUGAGCACUUCAAAUGUGAGGCCUGGACAGCACCAGAACCCGGUCUGUGACCUGCAGCAAGGUCAGACCUACGUGUUCAGAGUGCGGGCAGUGAAUGCCAGUGGGCCAGGGAAGCCGUCAGACAUGUCAGAGCCUAUACUCGUGGAGGCCCGACCAGGCACGAAGGAGAUCAGUGCUGGUGUGGAUGAGGAGGGCAACAUCUACCUUGGGUUCGACUGCCAGGAAAUGACGGACGCCUCCCAGUUCACUUGGUGCAAGGCCUACGAGGAGAUCACAGAUGAGGACCGGUUCCAGGUUCACACUGAGGGAGACCACUCGAAGCUGUACCUUAAGAAUCCAGAUAAAGUGGACAUGGGAACUUACUCUGUGUCUGUAAGCGACACAGAUGGCGUGUCUUCCAGCUUCGUUUUGGAUGAGGGAGAACUUGAGCGCUUGAUGGCACUGAGCAACGAGAUAAAGAAUCCCACAAUCCCUCUGAAGUCAGAAUUGGCCUAUGAGAUCUUUGAUAAGGGCCAGGUCCGCUUCUGGCUCCAAGCUGAGCACCUUUCACCUGAUGCUAAUUUCCGGUUCAUUAUUAAUGACAGGGAAGUCUCUGACAGCGAGAUACACAGAAUUAAAUGUGACAGAUCGACAGGCAUGAUUGAGAUGGUGAUGGAUCGGUUUACUAUUGAUAAUGAAGGGACCUACACAGUGCAGAUCCAAGAUGGGAAAGCCAAGAAUCAGUCUUCGCUCGUCCUUAUUGGGGAUGCAUUCAGGGCCGUGCUAGAAGAGGCUGAAUUUCAGAGGAAGGAAUUCCUUAGGAAGCAAGGCCCUCAUUUUGCUGAGUAUUUGCACUGGGACGUGACAGAGGAAUGUGAAGUUAGGCUCAUCUGUAAGGUUGCAAACACUAAGAGAGAAACAGUCUUCAAAUGGCUCAAGGAUGAUGUUCUUUAUGAAACCGAGACACAGCCGAACCUGGAGAAGGGGCUUUGCGAGCUGCUCAUACCAAAGUUGUCCAAGAAGGACCAUGGUGAAUACAAAGCGACCUUGAAAGAUGACAGAGGUCAAGAUGUAUCUGUCCUUGAAAUAGCUGGCAAAGUGUACGAAGACAUGAUCUUGGCGAUGAGCCGCGUGUGUGGAGCCUCUGCCUCACCACUGAAGAUUCUCUGUACCCCCGAGGGGAUCAGACUUCAGUGUUUCAUGAAGUAUUUCACAGACGAGAUGAAGGUCAACUGGUAUCACAAAGAGGCUAAGAUCUCAUCCAGUGACCACAUGCGUAUUGGUGGGAGUGAGGAGAUGGCGUGGCUGCAGAUCUGUGAGCCUACAGAGAAGGACAAAGGAAAGUUCACGUUUGAGAUUUUCGAUGGUAAAGAUAAGCACCAGCGUUCACUGGAUCUCUCUGGCCAAGCUUUUGAUGAAGCGUUUGCAGAGUUCCAGCAACUCAAGGCAGCUGCAUUUGCGGAGAAGAAUCGUGGCAAGGUAAUUGGCGGCUUACCUGAUGUGGUGACCAUAAUGGAAGGCAAGACCUUGAACCUCACCUGCACGGUGUUUGGAAAUCCUGACCCGGAAGUGGUCUGGUUCAAGAAUGACAAAGACAUUGAGUUGAGCGAGCACUUUGUGGUGAAGGUGGAGCAGUCCAAGUACGUCAGCAUGACCAUCCAGGGGGUGACUGCCGAGGACUCGGGCAAGUACAGCAUCAAUGUCAAGAACAAAUACGGCGGGGAGAAAAUCGACGUCACUGUCAGCGUGUACAAACACGGAGAAAAGAUCCCAGACAUCUCGCCUCCCCAGCAGGCCAAACCCAAGCUCAUCCCAGCGUCCACCUCCUCGGAAUGAGGGACUCCCCUCCAGCCUGGAGCGAGGGGAGGAAAACGUGGACGACAUAGAAACGCUGUGUGCUGUGCUGAGCGGGUGCCGGUUCUGAGUGAUGUCAUGUGUGGCAGCUGGGUGACUGCGCAUUAGGCUUCUGAGUUUUGCAGUUGGUGAUUCAAAUUUUAUGUGUAAGGGAAGAGAUCAUGUUUCCACAAGGCUAAAAAACUCGUGUGAGUCUCAGUGUAGACGGCAGCAGGUUGAGGAGUGAGCUGAGAGAGCAGCUGAUGUGUUCAGGGUCAUGGGCAUGUGGAGUGAUGCCCAGAUGGGUCUAGCAUGUGAUGGUCUGGGUGAGGUAGCCACCUGCCUGUGGGUGACGCUGGGGCCUGCAGGAGGUUGCUCUGGAAUCUGCCUGUGGAGCCCGUUACCUGGUUACCCUGUUUUCUCUUGCUUUAGGCUAAUAAAACUUUAAAAGGCA
Molecule: messenger RNA, 4747 nt
Organism: Nannospalax galili (Upper Galilee mountains blind mole rat)
Lineage: Eukaryota; Metazoa; Chordata; Mammalia; Rodentia; Spalacidae
Gene: Myom2
Product: myomesin 2
Molecular function (GO): protein binding
Source: RefSeq, a predicted model, not a curated record